Erigeron canadensis is the source of this 2225-nucleotide messenger RNA. Its product is annotated as serine/threonine-protein phosphatase 5. The transcript is spliced from 13 exons. NCBI's taxonomy places the organism in Eukaryota, Viridiplantae, Streptophyta, Magnoliopsida, Asterales, Asteraceae. The record is from RefSeq and is a predicted model, not a curated record. The coding region runs from base 191 to 1876 and encodes 561 amino acids. Gene Ontology annotation, molecular function: protein binding; protein serine/threonine phosphatase activity. Gene Ontology annotation, cellular component: cytosol; nucleus.
CAUCCAUGUAUUAGGGUAAAAAACUUCCUUUUCAAUCCACUACAAAACGUCGCCGUUUACAGUGAAAUCAACACAAACAAAUUUGGGCCAUAUUCUAUUCUAUAUAUACACAUACUGUCUUUUGUAACUACAUAUAAACCCUAAUAAUUCACCCCUUUAUAUAAAAUCGUCAUAUUAUUAUUAUAUUAUUAUGCCCUCUAUGUCUACUACUGAAGAAAUAAUAAAAUCAGAUGUUUCGUCUUUAGAUGCUGAAUCUAUCAAACAACAAGCUAAUGAAGCUUUUAAAGCAAAGAAGUUUCAUCAAGCAAUUGAUUUGUAUUCAAAGGCGAUAGAAAUAAACGGCGAAAAUGCUGUGUAUUGGGCAAAUCGAGCUUUUUCGCAUACUAAAUUGGAAGAAUAUGGAAGUGCUAUUCAGGAUGCAUCUAAAGCUGUUGAGAUUGACCCUAAGUAUUCAAAGGGUUAUUAUCGACGUGGUGCUGCUUAUCUUGCGAUGGGAAAGUUCAAAGAAGCACUUAAAGAUUUCCAGCAGGUGAAGAGAAUAUGUCCGAAUGAUCCAGAUGCUUCAAAGAAAUUAAAGGAAUGCGAAAAAGCUGUUAUGAAGCUUAAGUUUGAAGAAGCAAUCUCCAUACCAACUUCAGAAAAACAGUCAGUAGCUGAGUCAAUCGACUUUCGAACUAUAGGGACGGGCACAGGCUCAUCGUACCCUUUCCCUCAGGUUACUGCUGCAGCUGUGGCAGUAGCACUAGUGGCUAUAUUGAUGCUGGUGGUGAGGCCUAUUGUGGCCAUUUUGGUGGCAUUUGCAGCACUGGCAAUGUAUUUGGUGGUCAAGAAGACUGCUUGGUGGGCUGGCUCUCAUGGUUUCUUAACCAAGAGUCAAAUACUGAACAUAGAUGUUGAGCCACAAUAUACCGGGGCAAGAAUAGAGGGGGAUGUUAUAACUAUAGACUUUGUGAAGAAAAUGAUGGAUGACUUCAAAAAUCAGAAAUGUUUACAUAAAAGGUAUGCCUUCCAAAUUGUUUUACAGACCAGGGAAAUCUUAAUGGCUUUGCCAUCUCUGGUUGAUGUGAAUGUUCCAAAUGGAAAGCACUUCACUGUUUGUGGUGACGUGCAUGGUCAGUUCUUUGAUCUUUUAAAUAUCUUUGAGCUCAAUGGUCUCCCCUCUGAAGAAAAUCCUUAUUUGUUUAACGGUGACUUUGUUGAUCGUGGAUCCUUUUCGGUAGAAGUUAUUCUCACAUUGUUUGCAUUCAAGUGUAUGUCUCCAUCAGCUAUACAUCUUGCUCGUGGGAAUCACGAGAGCAAAAGCAUGAACAAGAUUUAUGGGUUUGAGGGUGAGGUCAGAUCUAAGUUGAGUGAUAAGUUUGUGGAGCUCUUUGCCGAAGUUUUCUGCCAUUUACCUCUUGCUCAUGUUAUAAAUGAGAAAAUAUUUGUGGUUCAUGGUGGACUUUUUAGCAAUGACGGUGUGAAGCUCUCUGACAUUAGAGCAAUCGAUCGGUUUUGUGAACCCCCGGAAGAAGGGUUAAUGUGUGAGAUAUUAUGGAGUGAUCCACAACCUAAUCCUGGUAGAGGACCAAGCAAGCGUGGCGUGGGUCUCUCUUUUGGUGGAGAUGUUACCAAAAGGUUUUUAAAAGAAAAUAAUUUAGAAUUAGUUGUCCGAUCUCAUGAGGUCAAAGAUGAAGGCUAUGAAAUUGAGCAUGAUGGGAAACUUAUCACUGUUUUUUCAGCUCCAAACUACUGUGACCAGAUGGGAAAUAAGGGCGCUUUUAUUCGGUUUGAAGCCCCUACCAUGGAGCCCAAGAUUGUCACAUUUUCAGCUGUGCCACAUCCUGAUGUGAAGCCAAUGGCAUACGCCAGCAAUUUUCUCCGCAUGUUUAAUUAGUCUUUGUUGAAUGUCGCAUUUGGGUUCUACUUUUGCUGAAGAUGUUGAAGUCGGGUGUUUUCUCUAAUCUACAACUGCACAUAUCGCGUAAAAUCCCGAGACAUGUCCGCUGUUGCUUUUAUGCUCAGACUUAAUUUAUUUAUAGUUUUAUGUAACCAGAACUGGAAUCAGGGUGGCAUAAUUAUAGUCCCCUGUAAAAUGUAGUUGUCCUUUUGUUUUACUAUGUAUCUACCAUUUUCUACACAUUUUCUUAGAAAUAUGCUUUGUGUGCUUCUUCGUUUGAAUCUGAAGACACCAACUUAAUUGUGAAGAACAAUAAAGAAAUUAUGAAUUAUACCUCUCUGAAACA